CUUUGUGAAUCCAUAUUUAGUCCACUACAAUGCUAAAAGAAAAAAAAAAACCUCUAUCUAAACGACACCGCUUUGUUUCAUAUCUUCUUUUUCACCUGUUCUGAGAAUAACGCUAAUCCUUUCCAUCCUCACGGGACAUUGGCGAUGGUAGCACUCAAUACUACGUCGUUCUCUUUGCUUCCACAAAACCCAAAACCAAUUUCUCUUUCUAGGGUUUCAAGCUUCAUUUGCAGAGCAUUUACCAAAUUCCCCGGAGACUCAGAUUCCGACGACUCACCGGAUGAAAUUCCCGGCCGGAGGUCCAAUUACUCCGGCGUCAAGCUCGAAGAAACAGUUGAUAGCAAAACCGGAAAGCUCCGACUAGAUUCAUGGGUCAGUUCCCGGAUCGACGGAGUUAGUAGAGCUCGUGUUCAGUCUAGCAUCCGCUCUGGUCUUGUUUCCGUCAAUGGACGCGUCACUGAUAAGGUUUCACAUAUGGUAAAAGGUGGAGAUAAGGUUGAUUGUACAAUAGCUGAUUUGAAGCCUUUAAGAGCUGAACCAGAGGAUAUACCAUUGGAUAUAGUGUAUGAAGAUGAGCAUGUUCUUGUUGUUAACAAGCCUGCUCACAUGGUAGUUCAUCCUGCACCAGGAAAUGCUACUGGAACGCUUGUAAGUGGUAUUCUUCAUCACUGCAGUCUUCCUACUGUUUCAUUUCCGGGUGAGGAAGUGCUUUCUGAUGGGGAAGAUGCUUCUGAUGAUGAGUUGAACAUAUUUUCUCCCAAUCGAAGUCCUAAUUAUGAUGACUCUUCUGUUAUGUGUGAGUCAUCUGUUAGGCCAGGAAUUGUGCAUAGGUUAGACAAAGGAACAAGUGGAUUGCUUGUUGUAGCGAAGAACGAGCAUUCCCUUGCCGAUCUAGCUGAGCAGUUUAAGAAACAUACCAUUAAGAGAGUAUAUGUCAGCAUUACUUGUGGGGUACCAGCUUCAGUCGCAGGACGCGUUGAUAUUCCAAUUGGUCGUGAUUCUAAUAACAGAAUCCGCAUGGCUGCUAUCCCUGGAACACCUAAAAGUGGAAAAUCUCGUCAUGCUGUCAGUAGGUAUAAAGUAAUCGAAAAACUUGCUGGGGGUGGCUCGGCAUUGGUUGAAUGGAGGCUAGAAACUGGUCGCACUCAUCAGAUACGUGCUCAUGCGAAGCACCUAGGUAUACCUCUUAUGGGUGAUGAAGUGUACGGAGGUACGAAGAACAUGGCCCUUUCGCUUCUUCAGCCUAAAACACCACCAAUGUUUCAUGGGGAACUUUCACAAUUGGUGUCUCAAAUUGACAGACCUUGCCUCCAUGCUUUAACCCUCGGAUUUAGGCAUCCAUUCACAGGCGAGAAUAUACACUUUACGCGGUUACCCCCUCCUGAUUUUGCUGAGAUAUUAAGCGAGCUACGUGCCAUUAAAACUGAGAAGGUAACUCAUCCAAACUACUACUAAUACUAAUAAUCCCAAUCCUCAGCUCACAUUUGGUGCUGAGUAAUUUACUUUCAGGUUUUAUGAAUUCAACACAACAUGAUACAUUGUUUUGAUUGAAUGUCCAUGUAAAAGGAGCAGCAGAUUCUUUGAUACUAGAUCAACUUAAUUUUCUCAUACGCUGACAUCUCGAACACAGUUGUGAUAAUGUAAUAGAUAGCUAUAAUGAGUUUAUUCUUUUCUUGUUAUAUUGUUAAAUUACUCUCCUAUAUUUAAUCAGCAGAAGUCGAGAAGGCGACACCUGAAAAAGUAUAACUCUUAUUCCUAUUUGAACUAUCAAUAUUUGUGUUUUCACCUAAA
Molecule: messenger RNA, 1791 nt
Organism: Solanum lycopersicum (tomato)
Lineage: Eukaryota; Viridiplantae; Streptophyta; Magnoliopsida; Solanales; Solanaceae
Product: RNA pseudouridine synthase 2, chloroplastic
Biological process (GO): pseudouridine synthesis
Molecular function (GO): pseudouridine synthase activity; RNA binding
Source: RefSeq, a predicted model, not a curated record